Micromonas pusilla CCMP1545 is the source of this 797-nucleotide messenger RNA. RefSeq lists its product as uncharacterized. Bases 36 to 677 code for a protein of 213 amino acids. Lineage: Eukaryota; Viridiplantae; Chlorophyta; Mamiellophyceae; Mamiellales; Mamiellaceae. The record is from RefSeq and is a predicted model, not a curated record. The transcript has 2 exons.
GACGAGACGCCGCAUCGCACGUCGACAUCAUCGAAAUGGCUCUCUGCGUCACCUCCGCGCUCUCCGUCCGCGCCGCCGCGCCGCGCGUCUCGUCCGAGGACAAGACCGCGCCGGCGCCGCUCCACCGCCGCGUCGCGUCCGCGCUCGGCGCGUCCGCGCUCGCGCUGUCGCUCACCCUCGCGACGCCGACGUCUUCGCGGGCGGAGAUCCGCCUGCCCCCAGUCGACCCGGACCCCGACCGAUGCGAGCGCGCGUUCGUCGGGAACACGAUCGGACAGGCCAACGCGGUGUCCGACCGCAUCUUAGACCUCCGCAAGUGCGAGUACGACGGCAAAGACCUCAGCACGAAGACGUUGUCCGGCGCGCUCAUGGUGGACGCGUCGUUCAAGGGGACGAACUUGACCGAGGUCGUCAUGUCCAAGGCGUACGCGUUAAACGCGGACUUCACUGGGGCCAACUUUACGAACGCCGUCGUCGACCGCGUGACGUUCGACGGCGCGAACCUCGCGAACGCGGACUUCCACAACGCGGUGAUCACCGGCACGACGUACGAGGGGACGGAUUUGACGGGGGCGACGUUCGAGGAGGCGCUCAUCGGGAAGGAGGACGUGAAGAGGCUCUGCGAUAACCCGACGGUGAAGGGCCCGACGAGGUUCGAAGUCGGGUGCCGGGACUGAUCGAGAGAGGAGCGAGGGAGGAUUGAUUCGGCGGGUCCGGAGUCCGCGGGGUCGGACGCGCGCGGUGCUGUAGUCAAAAUAAUACAACUAGAUUGUUCGCGACGCUCUCGUUCGCCGGCU